GUUCACUGUGCUAAUGGCUGUUUGUGACUGUGAUUCUGCUGUUGAAGAAGAAAAGGUUUUACGCUGUGUUGAACUACUUCUUGAACAUGGUGCUAAAACUGGUGUUUAUGACAGGCAUAGAAUGUCACCAUUGAUAUAUGCUGCAAGGCAAGGCAGAGUCAUGGUCUGUGAAAGACUCCUUCAAAAAGGAGCUCAAAUCAACAAGACUGAUGGCCGUGGAUGGACUGCAUUAUCUUGGGCAGCAAGCAGAGGUCACGGUAGGUUAAUCAGAGUGCUACUGGACCAUAAAGCUGACCCUAAACUGUACACACUAGAUGGACAGUCACCCAGCGACAUUGCUUAUGCCAAUGGAUAUCACACUAUCUCUGGGAUAUUGGAAGCUGCUGCCGCAGGAACUCUCGGCAAUAGAGCAGAAUUGCUUUUGUCAAGUAAUGAAGAUGAGAAGGUGGUAGACAACAGUGCUUUAGAAAGAUAUGGUGAGCUUGAGGUAUUACUCUGUGGAUUACAGCUUGGACAUUUGGUUCCAAAAUUUCAGGAACAUAAAAUAACCUUUGAAGGAUUUGCAAAAAUGACAGAACACGAUCUUGAUCAAAUAGGAGUAACACAAGUAGGUGUACGYCAAAAGAUCCUCGAAGCUGUACGUGAUAUCCAUGUUAAAGAUUGGGAUAUGUCAUCAUUACAAAGACAGCAAAAGAGCCUUCUAAGUGCUCAAGAAGUGGCUACAGUCAUAGCCAAUGRAAGCAAACAUCUCUCAGUGAUUGAAAGUAGUGUAGUUUACGCUCACAAACAAUUGGAUCGCGUUAGUGAACCUACAACAUUUGUACAGGAUGUUUCCGAGGCAGAAGGUUUGGUCUUCUUUGCCAAAGAGGCAUUACAAAAUGCUGACAGUUUACGAAAAGAGUUAGAUUCACUUCAAGGAAAAUGCAAUGAGCUGUCUUCCCAAAGCCAUCUGUUAUCAGCAGAUCUCAUUCCGCCAGCUAACUCUUCAAACUCGACAUCCAGACGAGGCGUAUUGGUACUUGGACUUGCUGCGGUCACUUUAGGAAUAAUAUACAUAAAAAYGUUUGGGUCACCAUGGUUACCAGGUUGAUUCGAGACUAUCAGCGGAGUACUAAGAUCUCCAACUUACCUGUUGAGGAUGAAAGAUUAACAAUGCUACGUUACUUCCUAUUGGGAACAACAGAUAUAUGACAUACGUCACUUCCUGUUAUGGUCACUAUUGCCAACAUGCCUCGUUCUAGUGCUUUGUUACAAUUACGGAAUAAUGGUACGUCAUUUCCUGAUACAUGUGACCGGCUACUACUAAUAUGACUGUUUCUCUAAACCCGUGAAAUGAAAACUAAUAUUAUUGAAAUGCCACAUAAUUGAAGGAUAGGUUUUUCCUUUGUAUUUGCCUUUCAAAUAGACUUUCCUUUUCAAAGGACUGUCAAACAAAUAUCAUUCGCUAGUUUUCACCUUCAAAGAGACAAUAGAACAAAAUAACCGAUAACAGAUAAGGUGCUAAGAUGUGUUUCACGGGAAUAUGGAAGAGACUGUGAAAACCGCUCAUAAACCAUUUGUUUUUGCUGCAAAUUUGAUUUCAUGGAUUWYGUAGGUUUAGCUCUUUAAUCGCARSUACAACYUGCCAACUCGCCUUAUGGUUGUAUUCAUYUGACAGGCCCUUAUUCAAUGGAAUCUAGAACUUGUCACACGUCUCAGUUGUAAACAAAAUGGGAAAAAUACUUUUCUUUUGACGGAUCUACAUAUUUUUUUAAUUUAUGUUAUUGUUAUAUUGAUAUCUUCUUCAAUUUUAACACUGAAUAUAUUAAAAGGUUAUACAACA
Messenger RNA from Exaiptasia diaphana, 1822 nucleotides. RefSeq names its product ankyrin repeat, SAM and basic leucine zipper domain-containing protein 1. NCBI's taxonomy places the organism in Eukaryota, Metazoa, Cnidaria, Anthozoa, Actiniaria, Aiptasiidae. Gene Ontology annotation, biological process: piRNA processing. The transcript is spliced from 11 exons. Gene Ontology annotation, molecular function: protein binding. The record is from RefSeq and is a predicted model, not a curated record. Bases 14 to 1090 code for a protein of 358 amino acids. Gene Ontology annotation, cellular component: pi-body.